CCACCGGGAAAGUGACAGGAGAGGAGAGCUGCUAGUUGUUGACAGUGCUCUCGAGCUCUUAUUUUGUGUUGCACAGACAGAAAUGGACGACCAGGGAUGUCCGAGAUGCAAAACAACCAAAUACAGGAACCCGUCGCUGAAGCUGAUGGUGAACGUCUGCGGCCACACGCUAUGCGAGAACUGUGUGGAGAUGCUGUUUGCGCGUGGCUCGGGUAACUGCGUGCAGUGUGAAACGCCCCUGAGGAAGAGCAACUUCCGCGUGCAGCUCUUCGAAGACCCGACCGUAGAUAAGGAGGUGGAGAUUCGCAAGAAGGUGCUGAAGAUAUACAACAAGAGACAUUUUGACUUCCCCAGCCUGCGAGAGUAUAACGACUACCUGGAGAAAUUGGAGGACAUAGUGUACAACCUGACAAACAACAUUGAUGUGGAGAAUACCAACCUGCAGAUGGAGCAGUACCAGAAGGAGCACAGAGAUCUCAUCCAGAGGAAUAAGGUUAAACUGACGAGAGAGCAGGAGGAAGUGGAGGAGCUGCUGUUGCUGGAGCAGCAGGGCAAUGAGCAGCGGAGACUGGAGCUGCUGCAGGAUGAGCAGAGGCAGCUACAGGCCAAGAGGAAGAACAAGCAGGCUCUGCUGGAUGAGCUGGAGAAGUCUCAACUUCCGGCCACCAUCUUGCUUGCCCAACACAAGGUCCGUGCUGCCAACCUGGAGACCCAGAUAGAGAAGCAGAAACAGGCAGUCAAGCCUACCAGUCUCUUCUCAACUGGAAUCAAUAUGCGUCAGACGGUGUUACUUCAGCCUCCUCCCAAGAUAGAGGAAGUUCUGUACCACUACAAGGCCCUUCAAAUUGAGACAUACGGACCUCCAGUGCCUGAACUGGAGCAGCUGGGCAGAUUCGGGUAUCUGAACCACGUGCGGGCUGCCAUGCCUCAGGACACAGCUGGAGGAUACACCUCAGCUUUGGCAUGUCAUCGAGCUAUUCAGGAUGCUUUCAGUGGACUGUUCCCUCUGAAACGCUGAGCACAUCCAGAGCAACAGCCACUGGUUAGAAAUGUGACUAAAAGGACAAUAAAAGCCACACCGCUACCACUACGGAGAGGGCAAAGGCUGCUGUGGUCGAUGGUGCUAUGAUUGACUUUUGGUCAAGGUGUAUAUGAUUUUUUUUAUAUUUUGUGUUACUUUUAUAUUUAAAUAAAUCACACUGAAAAGCUCCAUUUUUUUGAUUUAUUUUAAAAGUGAAACAAGACUCAUGACCAAGCUCUGAAUAAUAACGAAACCAUUUUUUUUUAAUUGUCAUAUACAUAUACACGAAAUUUGACCUCUGCAUUUGACCCAUCCCUGCAUAUAGGGAGCAGUGGGCUGCCAAUGACAGGCGCCCGGGGAAUAGUUCUAAUACAUUCUAGUUUGAACAAAAAGGAGUCAUGUAUUUAAGUAAUGAUGAUUUCUUAUGACAGGAUGCAACGUCAUCCGUUAUAAAAACGUCAGUUAAACUCAGUUUGUGAAAAAGAAAAAAACUUAAAAUUCUCAACUCAAAUGUUUCCUUGGUGGGUCAAUAUUAUGAUUGUGUCGAAUCUGUAGCUUCUUCACACUUCUGUCUCUUCGGAGCUGGUUCUGCUGAAGGCUCUGUGGAGGAACAAAAUCAGUUUUGAAUUCAACAGUGUAAAACUUUAUUGUGGUCAGUACAUUAUAACAUGCGAAUGCAACAACAGCGACAGCGGGACUACGCUUACGGAACAGUUAAAAAUAAAGAUUAUUUUCAUUUUCACAUACAAGUAUUCUUUCUUUGUAUGUGAAGUAGGUAUUCACAUACAAAUAAAUUGCCUUGGCAUUAUUAUAGUAAAAUAUCCAAAAAGUGAAGCUCUUCAGUUUAUUUUCAUGCAAAGUGAAAUAAUAUAUUUCUCACAUUUGAGAAGCUGGAAACGGAUCAUUUUGGACAUUUUUGCUUCAAAAAUGACUCAAACAUUUGAUCGAUUAUUAAAAUAGUUGCCUUUUCUUUUUGGUAGAUCGACUUUGUAAAAUAUAGUACAGAAAAAUGAAGCUGAAUGAAUGAUUAAACUUGAGUUUAAAGUUUCCUCUGCAAUUAUGUUUCCAGAGAGCUGCCACUGACUUCUACCAUAAGUAGUGUUCAUGUUCACAUUUUAAUAUCUACGUUAUCAUUAAAUUCCUCACUGUUUUUUGGAUCAACUCUCACCUGUCUGUUCAUGAUCACCACUGAAGAGCACCUCUUUCGGGAGUGUGAAACUCACACACAUCAUAUCUUUGUUGGGUGCUACAUUACGCACAAAAUGCACAGAGCACCGGUCCUUCAGGGGGAACCCGAGGCUGUGGGAAGCCCUCUCCGCCACAUCCGCCUCAGGGUUGUCAUCUUUAGAGAAGCCGUAGCAGUGCACUGUGGGUAGAUUCUCAUCACAGCAAGGCUGCUGGUACAAUAGGCCUCUGAAUGCAUCCAGGAAGUCCAGAGCCAAAGCAGGCAGGUUCAUCACUACAUGAACACUGGCUUUUCCCUUGAGCAGCGCGGGCAGCUCCUGCCUCACAGGCCCCCGGAUGAACGCUCUGCCGUCCAGGUUAAAGGUUCUCACUUUCUUCUCCACCUUGUUGAGUUUGCAGUUGUGCUGCAGCCAUCGGUGGGACUCGGGGUUGAGAUCGUUGGCCAAGCAGUUUGCGCCUGAGCGGGCAGCCGGGACGGCGAAAGGUCCGACACCGGCAAACACAUCAAACACGGUGUCGCCACGUUUCACGAGCUGCACCACACGCUGGUGCUCUGUGCUCAGCCGGGGAUUCCAGUAGACGUGAGAAAAAUCAAACUCGUAUGUCGCCCCGUUUUCUUUCACCUGCGGCACAGACCAAGAUUGUAUCAACCCUCAGUCCAUGAUCUGAUUACAUCUGAGAAUUACUGCACAAAUGGAUCGUGCUAUUUAAGAAAAAAAUGUUAAUCAACGUGAAAUAAUUGCACAUUUGUGAUUUAACCUACUUUGGCGACCAUGUUCUCCUCUCCAGCUAGCAUCUCCAUCUUGAAGUUGCGGUAGGUGGAGUCAAUCAUGUUUGUCUUAUUGACCACACAGGUAACACCGGGGUUUUUGUCCAUGAUGACUUGACCUACAAUGGAAGCAGCCACGCAGUUAGCAAUGAAUACGACUUCCUAACUCUUUUCUUUGUUAAACCCACAGUCCUUUA
Molecule: messenger RNA, 3172 nt
Organism: Anarrhichthys ocellatus (wolf-eel)
Lineage: Eukaryota; Metazoa; Chordata; Actinopteri; Perciformes; Anarhichadidae
Gene: mnat1
Product: MNAT1 component of CDK activating kinase
Exons: 8
Coding region: 83-1018 (311 amino acids)
Biological process (GO): positive regulation of cyclin-dependent protein serine/threonine kinase activity; regulation of transcription by RNA polymerase II; nucleotide-excision repair
Cellular component (GO): transcription factor TFIIH holo complex
Molecular function (GO): cyclin-dependent protein serine/threonine kinase activator activity
Source: RefSeq, a predicted model, not a curated record